Contarinia nasturtii (swede midge) is the source of this 2730-nucleotide messenger RNA. Its product is annotated as transmembrane protein 216-like. Gene Ontology annotation, biological process: non-motile cilium assembly. The transcript is spliced from 6 exons. Bases 359 to 778 code for a protein of 139 amino acids. Gene Ontology annotation, cellular component: ciliary transition zone. NCBI's taxonomy places the organism in Eukaryota, Metazoa, Arthropoda, Insecta, Diptera, Cecidomyiidae. The record is from RefSeq and is a predicted model, not a curated record.
AUAAACAAAUCACCUAAAAAUAGAUUGAAUGGACGACAGUUCAUCGAUGUGAAAAGUAUUCACACAAACAUUCUCAUUCUCUCGCUCUUUUUGACAUUGUUAAAAUCCAUUCGGAAAAUCGUCGAAAAAAUCAAAAUCAUUUUGCCAUUGUCAUCAAUUUGAAAUAAAUCAGAAGAAAAAUCAUUUUGACAAUUUGGCGCAAAGUAAAAAAGUUCAGUUCGAUCUCCGUACGGCCAAUGCAGAAAAUGUGUCAAAAGUAAAUACAAAUUUGGUGCGGUAAGAGCGAGAGAAGAGUGAGAUAGAGAAAACAACGGGAUUUUUUUCAAGUGGAUCGGAUCUAGUUGGACAUCAGUGAAAAAUGGUCGAUGCCAGUUUAGCAUACGAGAUCCUAAUGUAUCUCAAUUCAUUCUAUUUUGGGUUAUUGGCCUUUGUCGAGCUUGGAGUCUUUAUUUACAAAAUGGUGAAAUUGGGUAAACGCUAUGAAGCAUCGGUGCUGCUCUGGGACAUUGGAUAUCUAUUUGGAACGUCAUUGCUCGAGACAAUACGAAUCUACUUGGGUAGAAAGAGUUCACUGAGUCGACAUGGUUGGCAGGUUAUUGUGUCGGUAAUAUUGACGUUGCCAUGUAUGGCAGGCAUGUGGUAUUUGAUUUAUUUUCAAGAGGUUGCAAUUUAUUUGGAAAUAAUCUUGUGUGCCUUGGAACUAAUGCUACAGUUCACCGAAAUUGUAUAUGCAAUAUUAUUCACAUUUACCGCAUGCCGUCCACGCACAUACACCUAACAUUUGGCCAACAGCACCGACACAACAAUUCAACAGCUGGUUGCCAUGCGAACUACGUCUACCAAACAAAAACACAUCUGAACCACAGCAACCAACAACAACAACAAUAAGCACGUGCUCGUGUUAAUGGGGUCGCACGGUGUUGAUUAUCAAAGAAAAAACACUUUGAAUAAUAUACAAUUCUAGUCGAAUUCUAGUCAGAUAAGCCAUCAGUUUUUUCACCGUUUUAAUGCUACACAUAAAACUCAUUAUUUUUCCUUUAGUCAGCAAGCGUAAUUUUUUUUAUAUAACGUUUGAUACAUUAAAAAUAGAAAACGGCAGCUUUAAUACAUUUUUACAUCAACAUUUUACUUCAGCAGAAGAGGUUGGAGUGUUACAAGCGACCAAUGACAAGUUAGAAAAAACACAUUUUUUUGGAACACGAAUGUGAACGAGCAAUAUUAUGGAAAAUAUUUCGAAUAAUCGACAAUUUAAUUGAUUCUAAUUUGAAAACAGCCGAAAGGCUGAUGCAUCGGUGUUCAAUUUUCACGAACUAAAGGGGAGAGAUUAUAAAAACACGAACAAAUUCCAAGCAAAUUUUGAAAAAUUUAGUAAAAAAAAUCUUAACGGUAACCAAGUGAUGAGGGGUAAUUUUUAAGCCCAUGGGUGGGUAAUUGUGACCCUCUGGAUCCUCGUCUUUUUGUGAGACAACCGAACUGAGAAUUUCGAAAAUUGAUGCCAUUGCUUCCGAUACCGUCGAGAUUUCGAAAUAUUUUGAUAAACCGUUCACCGAGUUUCGUUCGGUUUACUAUUUUGUCAGACGGCGAAUAUUGCUCAAAGUAUUUCCCUUCGAGUUUAAGAGUUUCAUAAAAAGACGUUUUAAUUAAUAUAUUACAAAAUAAUUUAACCCAUAUCUGUGGUCUGACCCAGUUAUCCAAAAAAUGUGUUGUUUUUAUCUCGUAAUCGUCAAAUUUUUCGAAACUGAAACAAUUCGGCUAAGGUCACAUCAAAUCAUAUGGCAUUUAAUUUACGGUUAACCAAUCACAAUCGAACAAUAUCGUUGACAUUCUAACUGAGGUGAAUUAAGUGUGAAUUAUUUUUUAAAACAUUUAAUAUUUUAAUAAUAUUGUACUACCUAUUAAACUCAAGGAAACAAUUAGGUCCAAACUAUUCGAGAAAAUGUAACUCAGAGAGCUUCACACAUCUAAUAUUACAUCUGAGCCAUGAUAUUGAUAGUGAGAAAUUUGUUCAUAGUUUAUAGUCACUUGCAACGAAUAUGGAAAUAGGCGAUUUUUUCAGCAAACAAAAAUUUGUAAUUUUUUUUCAGUGAGGUCAACUGGAUUAAAAAUUGUAAUUUUUACCAAAAAAAUUCUUAUUUUUCGUAUAAAUUCAAAUUUUUUUUGUAAAAAACAUACACUUAAAAUCUUCUUCUAAUCAGUGAUUUUUGGAAAAGAAGAAUAUUUUAAAAAAAUAUCGGUUAUUGAUAAAAAAUCAAUCGGUCGGGUCGGUAAGACUUUUUUUCCAUCAAAAUUACCAAGAAAUUCCACUGAAAGAGUUUCAUUCCAACGGCCACCCCGAAAAAGUCGUCUAUUUCUCGCAUGAAGUAAAAAAUUAUUAUUAAAAAUGUACCCCCUAAGUAUUAGGAUCGAUUUGAUUUACUUUCAUUCCUUUUCAAUAUGAAAUAUUUACAUAUAUGUAAAAAUUCUAGUCCAAAAAAAAUGUAUGCCUUGUAGUGCCAUUAGGGAAUGUCCUCAAAGCACAAUGGAAAUCAGUGAGAAAAUGGUAAUCAAUUUGAAUCGUGUCUUUGAAUUAGUCUGUAGUCCUGAACCAAUUUUUUUCUUUGGCGCCAUCCAUUGACGAUGCCGUCGAAAAAUAGAAACAAUUCCAAAAUCCUCUUGUAGAAAUUUAAAAAAACAAUAAUAAUCAUGUGGUUUCCUCGUAGAAUAUAAAAAUACAUCCACGAUAGUAUUUAA